AAGACCUGUCCGCGCACGCGAUUGCCUCCCUCGAUCCUCUCUAGAGUCUCGGGGGCUCUGGGUGUCUCACCGCUCCGUCUGCGCGCAUCUGUGUGCCUCUCCGUCUCUGUAUCAGUCUCUGUCUGCUUAUCUCUGCCCCUCUGUGUGUCUCUUUCUCGGGCUCAUUGCUGUCUCCGUCCGUCAGUCCAUCAGUCCGUCUGGACCCGGGGUGGCGGCGGGCCGCGCGCGGGUGGCGAUGAGCGGCGCCUGCACGAGCUACGUGAGUGCCGAGCAGGAGGUGGUGCGUGGCUUCAGCUGCCCGCGGCCGGGGGGCGAGGCGGCCGCGGUCUUCUGCUGCGGCUUCCGCGACCACAAGUACUGCUGCGACGACCCGCACAGCUUCUUCCCCUACGAGCACAGCUACAUGUGGUGGCUCAGUAUUGGUGCUCUUGUGGGCCUGUCCAUAGCAGCAGUGGUCCUCCUGGCCUUCAUUAUCACUGCCUGUGUGCUUUGUUACCUGUUCAUCAGCUCAAAACCCCACACAAAGUUGGACCCAGGCUUAAACUUACAGACUACAGAGGCACCAUUCAUCCUUGGUCUCUUCCAUCAAUGGGUUUUAAAGCAUGGGAGUGUUCUACAUAAAGAAGACCCUGAUGAGGUACCCCCUGAUUGCCAAGGUGGAAACAUGGGCAACUCAGUGGAGGUGCCAGGAGUGAGCCCUCUCAGGCAGAGUCACCCCUUCCUGAACUCAUGGCUGGACUGCAGUGAGGAGCAGGCUAAGGAUCCCAAAUGCCUCCUCCAGCACUGCUUCAUGGCUACAGUGACCGCCGGUGACCUUCCAGGAAGCCCUGAGGAAGUUCCCGUCCCCAAUCUACUAUACCCAGCCCCAUAAACAUCCAAUAAAUGUCUC
This is a messenger RNA of Capra hircus (goat), 889 nucleotides long. RefSeq names its product family with sequence similarity 159 member A (gene SHISAL2A). NCBI's taxonomy places the organism in Eukaryota, Metazoa, Chordata, Mammalia, Artiodactyla, Bovidae. Bases 236 to 871 code for a protein of 211 amino acids. The record is from RefSeq and is a predicted model, not a curated record. The transcript has 4 exons.